Pygoscelis adeliae (Adelie penguin) is the source of this 360-nucleotide messenger RNA. RefSeq names its product fibroblast growth factor 22 (gene FGF22). The transcript is spliced from 3 exons. Gene Ontology annotation, biological process: regulation of cell migration; cell differentiation; positive regulation of protein phosphorylation. Gene Ontology annotation, molecular function: fibroblast growth factor receptor binding; growth factor activity. NCBI's taxonomy places the organism in Eukaryota, Metazoa, Chordata, Aves, Sphenisciformes, Spheniscidae. The record is from RefSeq and is a predicted model, not a curated record. The coding region runs from base 1 to 360 and encodes 119 amino acids. Gene Ontology annotation, cellular component: cytoplasm.
AUGGGCCCGGCAGGCGGCAGGGCUGGCAGCGGCACUCCAGGCUGGUGGGGCACUGGCGGGCGCAUCGUCGAGAUCCGGUCGGUGCGUGUCGGCGUCGUGGCCAUCCGGGCAGUGCACACCGGCUUCUACCUGGCCAUGAACAAGCAGGGGAGGCUCUACGGGUCGAAGGAGUUCAGCCCCAACUGCAAGUUCACGGAGCGCAUUGAGGAGAACGGCUACAACACCUACGCGUCGCUGCGCUGGCGGCACCGGGGCCGCCCCAUGUUCCUCUCGCUCAAUAGCAAGGGCAGGCCGCAGCGAGGGGGCAAGACGCGCCGGCAGCACCUCUCCACCCACUUCCUCCCCAUGCUCGUCAGCUGA